Messenger RNA from Trichoplax adhaerens, 1335 nucleotides. RefSeq lists its product as uncharacterized. Gene Ontology annotation, molecular function: metallocarboxypeptidase activity; zinc ion binding. The annotation marks the transcript as partial. Gene Ontology annotation, biological process: proteolysis. The transcript has 12 exons. The record is from RefSeq and is a predicted model, not a curated record. NCBI's taxonomy places the organism in Eukaryota, Metazoa, Placozoa, Uniplacotomia, Trichoplacea, Trichoplacidae.
UUUAUUCGCUCUAGUGUGGGAGGAAGUGUCAUGAAACCAUCUGAUCAACAGCUGCCAGUUAAAGAAGACGCCUUAGUAUUUGAAUCGAGAUUUGAGAGCGGCAAUUUAGAGAAAGCCGUCAGAGUGGGCCCAUAUGAAUAUGAAUUAUUAUUAAGAAAUGAUUUAUAUACACAUAAACACACGCAAUGGUAUUAUUUUCGCAUCAAGAAUGCGAUCCCUGGAGUAGAAUAUACCUUUACAAUAAUUAAUUUAACCAAGUCUGAUAGCUUAUAUAAUCAUGGUAUGCAGCCGUUGCUGUAUUCUGAAGAAGAAGCGAGUAGGGAUGGUGUCGGUUGGAUUCGUAGCGGUUAUGAUAUCCGUUACUAUAAAAAUGAAAUAAGUCGUGAAGGAAAAUAUAAAAAUAGAAAUUAUUACUCUCUCUCUUGGAAAAUUCAAUUUAAUAAUUCCGAGGAUACUUAUUACUUUGCUCAUUGCUAUCCAUAUACUUACUCCAAUUUACAGCAAUACUUGCAACAAUUGAUGAAUGAUCCAAAUAAGAAAGAAUUUUGUAAAUUACGAAUUUUAUGUCAAACUAUCGCUGGUAACCAUGUCUAUGUAGUUACAGUAACUUCACCUUCUUCCAAUUCUCUUGCCAAACCAAAAAGGACUGUAAUAGUAACAGCUCGAGUUCAUCCAGGAGAAGCUAACGCAAGUUGGGUUAUGAAAGGAUUUUUAGACUAUGUUACCGGCUCUACGGAUGAUGCUCUGCUACUUCGAGAGAUGUUUAUAUUUAAAAUUGUUCCUAUGAUCAAUCCUGAUGGUGUUAUUGUCGGCAAUUACCGUUGUUCAUUAAUUGGCCGCGAUCUAAACCGCAGUUAUAACACUAGUUUAGCUUCGGCGUAUCCUCCAGUAUAUCAUAUUCGAAAAUUGGUUCAAAAGCUAUUAAAAGAACGAGAGAUUAUAUUAUAUUGCGAUUUACAUGGACACAGUAAGAAGCAAAAUUCCUUUAUAUACGGAUGUGAAAACGGGCUAAGUCAUGAACGAUGGUUGAAGGAACGAAUAUUUCCAUCCAUGAUGUCGAAAAAUGCUAAAGAUUUGUUCUCUUUUCGAAGCUGCAAAUUUAAAGUACAAAAAUAUAAGGAGGGAACAGCUCGUGUGACAAUGUGGCGGCUAGGCAUUAUGAAUAGUUUUACAUACGAGACGUCCUUUUGUGGAUCAACAUUAGGUCGAAAAUCAGGUACUCAAUUUACAACGCUGGACUUUGAAUCAUUAGGAGCAGCUCUAUGUGAUACCGUAUUGGAUUACUGCGAUCCGGAUAAUUCUAAGGUAACAAAUAUGAUGCAAUGUAAUUCUUGA